UUGAAGUGGUGGAGAUAUAUAACCGAGUUCUCACGUGAACCCUAUUUUCCCUCUGUUGGAGCGGAUACAGGGAGGCUCUACAGUGGUUCAGAAGCCUCUGAUGUUGUCUUCCAGUACGUCGAGAAAGAAAAUCUGGUGAAGCCAACAGACAAAUCAACUGUUGUCUUGGAUCCACCACUAUGUGAUGCUCUGUUCAAGGGUGCCAUCAAGAAAGGAUCGACAUAUCACAAUGUGAUUCACAAGAAAGAUCUUGGAUCGACGUUUUGGCAGGAUGCAGCCACACCAUUUGGUGAUUAG
Linum tenue is the source of this 297-nucleotide messenger RNA. Lineage: Eukaryota; Viridiplantae; Streptophyta; Magnoliopsida; Malpighiales; Linaceae. The record is from the annotation of a GenBank genome assembly.